CAGAAGGAGGGGGCGGGCCGGCAGCAUGACAGGUGGCUGAGCGACCCGGAGGACCAGGGUGGCCGAGCAGACGGACGGACGGACUGACGGACAGGCAGCAGUGGCCCAUGCAGGACCCAGCAGGUGGAGAGAGGAGACCUCGGAGGCUGCCUGCCAUGGGGUUCAGCAUCAUUCUGCUGCUGUGUGUGAUUGGGCUCAGCCAGGCGGCCAUAGAGAAGAUUUUUAACGGCACAGAGUGUGUCCCCCACUCGCAGCCCUGGCAGGUGGGGCUGUUUGAGGGGACUCAGCUGCGCUGUGGGGGCGUCCUCAUCGACCGCAGGUGGGUCCUGACUGCUGCCCACUGCAACGGCAGCAGGUACUGGGUCCGCCUGGGAGAACACAGCCUCAGCGGGCUGGACUGGACAGAGCAGAUCCGGCGCAGCGGCUUCUCGGCCACCCACCCCGGCUACCACGGGGCCCAGCACAGCCACGACCAUGACCUCCGGCUCCUGCGGCUGGGCUUGCCCAUCCGCAUCACCCACAGUGUCCAGCCCCUGCCCCUGCCCACGUCCUGCGUGGAGGCCGGGACCCGCUGCCACAUCUCGGGCUGGGGCACCACCAACCACCCGUGGAGCCCAUUCCCGGACCGGCUGCAGUGCCUCAGCCUCUCCAUCGUCCCCGACACCACCUGCCAGGACGUGUUCCCCGGGAGAAUCACCGGCAACAUGGUGUGUGCGGGCGGCGUCGCGGGCGCAGAUGCCUGCCAGGGUGACUCUGGGGGUCCCCUGGUGUGUGACGGCGUCCUUCAGGGCCUGGUGUCAUGGGGGUCCGUGGGGCCUUGCGGACAAGACGGCAUCCCCGGCGUCUACACCAAGAUCUGCAACUAUGUGGGCUGGAUCAAGACGGUCAUGAGGAACAACUGACCUCUCCCACCGCCUCCAGCCUGGGAGCCACGCUGCCCCUCGAAGCACCAAUGUCUCCACAUCGUCACCGCCUUCGUGGUCUGGAGCCUUCUUCCUUGCUGAAGCCCGGACCCCUUCAGCCCUUAAACACAGACCUGUGGUUGGGGAAAUGUAUGGAAUAAACACGAUGACCUA
This is a messenger RNA of Condylura cristata (star-nosed mole), 1076 nucleotides long. It is a transcript of the gene KLK12, whose product is annotated as kallikrein-related peptidase 12. The record is from RefSeq and is a predicted model, not a curated record. Bases 108 to 902 code for a protein of 264 amino acids. Gene Ontology annotation, molecular function: serine-type endopeptidase activity. Gene Ontology annotation, biological process: proteolysis. The transcript is spliced from 6 exons. NCBI's taxonomy places the organism in Eukaryota, Metazoa, Chordata, Mammalia, Eulipotyphla, Talpidae.